AUGUCAGUGCAGGGCAAAGCAGCGAUUGUCACGGGGGCUGGCCUAGGCCUGGGUAGACUGUACGCACUUGCCCUGGCUGCUAGGGGAGCCAAAGUUUUGGUUAAUGACUACGGCGGCGACCUACAAGGGCAGGCUGGUACUAUCACUCGGGCACAAGCCGUGGUCGAUGAGAUCAGGGCUGCUGGUGGCAUCGCAGUUGCGCACAAUGGCGACGUGUCGAAAGACGCCAAAGAUAUCGUCCAGACUGCCGUCAACGAAUUUGGGAGCGUUCAUAUCUUGAUCAAUAACGCGGGCAUCACUGGCAAAAUGAGUCCACACGACGACGUCGACGGACCUGCAUUUAUGCGUGUCCUUGAGAUUUCAGUCCUAGGCACGACCAUGGUCACCAGCGCUGCGUACUCGGUCAUGGCAAAGCAGCGAUACGGCAGGAUUGUUAACGUGUCAUCGAAUGCAAUCUACGGAUUCGGGGCAGGAGGAGACUGCGCGUAUGGUGCUUCCAAGGGCGCCGUGUUUGCAAUCACGAGGGAGCUGGGCAGGUGGUCGGAGAGAGAUGGUAUCAAGAUCAAUUGUAUAAUGCCGUCCGCAGCGUCUCGUAUGGGAGAUUUGUCUGAAGGAACCAAGAAGAUCACCCGAACUUACUUUCCUCCGGAGGGGGUGGUUCCGUUCGUUAUGGCUCUUUGCUCAGAAGAGUGCCCAUCUUCCGGGGAGGUGUUUUCUGCCAGCGCCAAUAGAGCUGCACGCGAGACGUUGGCAACUUUUCCGGGCAAAAUAUCCGACACUGCGGAGGGUUUCUUAGCAGACUGGGACAAGGUCUACGGGAAGGAUGAGACUCCCUUCUUAGGCGACAGUACCCUCGAUCAAGUCAAGUAUAUAAUUCGAAUAGCGCAUGGGAAAGAGAUGGAGGACAUCCCUGAAUUUGGAAUCGCCGGGAAGUAG
Molecule: messenger RNA, 936 nt
Organism: Exophiala spinifera
Lineage: Eukaryota; Fungi; Ascomycota; Eurotiomycetes; Chaetothyriales; Herpotrichiellaceae
Exons: 2
Coding region: 1-936 (311 amino acids)
Molecular function (GO): oxidoreductase activity
Source: RefSeq, a predicted model, not a curated record